UUUGAGAAAUACCCUAAUGGGUUUCUGUGGUAAAAAAAACAAACAGCGGCUAGUUAACUUCUUUUCGACACAGUUCAACAUAUCUGAGCACCCAAAUGAAUCCAAAUAUGAACAUGAUGCCCAUGUCGGGACCGCAGAUGAUGCAGGUGAUGCAGUCCUCGCCCUCUGGACCUCCUGUGCCCGUUCAACAUCAGCAACAACAACAGCCGCAGCCGCUGCAACAACAGCAGCAGGCCGAAAAACUGGACAACAUCUCUAGAGUAAAGAGUUUGUUAGGACCGCUGCGGGAAUCCAUGUUCCUAACUAUCCGUUCGAGUGCCUUCACUUUGCAACAGAACAAUCUGGCGGACAACUUGAAAAGAGACACAGGAGCCCACCAUGUUCCUCGAUUUGACAAACACUUGGAGGAUUUCUAUGCAUGCUGCGACCAGAUCGAGAUACACUUAAAGACGGCGAUGCAGUGCCUUCAGCAGCAGAACUCUUCGAAUCACUAUCUUCCAGGCCCGGUGACGCCCAUGCGGAUGGAAACCUUUAUGCCGGAUAACACCGGUCCCAUUCCUUAUCCCACAUACUUGAACACCGUCAGGGUUCACGUACAAUCAGCCAAGGAUAUUCACGAUACUCUCAUUAGCGCUGCCCAAAACAUUUCACAGGCUGAUUGAUAGUUAUAGUGGUAUUAGGUCUUAUUAUUUUCCAAGAUUAGACUUAAGUAAUAAAAAUUCUACGAAAUAGGAAA
This is a messenger RNA of Drosophila eugracilis, 736 nucleotides long. RefSeq names its product mediator of RNA polymerase II transcription subunit 29 (gene ix). Lineage: Eukaryota; Metazoa; Arthropoda; Insecta; Diptera; Drosophilidae. Gene Ontology annotation, molecular function: transcription coregulator activity; transcription factor binding. The transcript has a single exon. Gene Ontology annotation, biological process: regulation of transcription by RNA polymerase II. The coding region runs from base 96 to 662 and encodes 188 amino acids. Gene Ontology annotation, cellular component: mediator complex. The record is from RefSeq and is a predicted model, not a curated record.